AUGUCGCUUUGGGUCGACAAGUACCGCCCACGUACGCUCGAUGACCUGUCGUACCACGAGGAGCUGUCCUCGCGGUUGAGGUCACUUGCCGCGUCCGGUGACUUCCCGCACAUCAUGUUCUACGGGCCAUCAGGCGCAGGCAAGAAGACGCGCAUCAUGGCGACCUUGCGCGAGUUGUACGGACCAGGCGUGGAGAAGCUCCGCAUCGACCAGCGUGUCUUCGUCACCCCCUCAAACCGCAAGCUCGACGUCAACGUGGUCCAGUCCAACUACCAUAUUGAGCUCACCCCCUCAGAUGUGGGGAUGUACGACCGCGUCGUGAUCCAAGAUAUAUUGAAGGAGAUUGCCCAGACGCAGCAGGUCGACCUGAACGCAAAACAAAAGUUCAAGGUGGUGAUCAUCAACGAGGCCGACGCGCUCACCCGCGAUGCUCAGGCUGCACUACGUCGCACAAUGGAGAAGUACAUGACCAACAUGCGCUUGAUCAUGUGCGCAAACUCAACGAGCAAGAUCAUCGCGCCCAUCCGCUCUCGCUGUCUUUUGGUGCGCGUCGCAGCCCCAACCGACGAGGAGAUGACUGGCGUUCUGAACCAUGUGGCGAAGAAGGAGCGCUUUGUGCUCCCGGCAGCUGCGGCGGAGCAGAUCACGUCCGCAUCUGACGGCAACCUCCGUAAGGCGCUGCUCGUGCUCGAGGCCAUGCGGAUGCAGCAGCCCGACAUGCGUGGCGGGGCGGAUGUCGCGCGCCCCGAUUGGGAGACGUACUGUGCCAAGGUCGCCGACUCCAUUCUUGGGGAGCAGAGCCCACAGCGCCUCCUCGAGGUGCGAGGCAAGCUGUACGAGCUGCUGUCGCAUUGCAUCCCGCCGGCCGUUGUGCUGAAGACGAUCUCUGAGCGUAUCGUCGACCGCGUCGAUGACGAGCUCAAGCCCCAGAUCGUGCACUGGGCUGCACACUACGAGCUGCGCAUGCGCCAAGGGUCCAAGAAGAUCUUCCAUCUCGAGGCAUUCUGCGCCAAGGUCAUGAUGGUGGUCAAGCAUUUCAACCUGAUGGGCGUGGUCGAGGACUGGGAGUAG
Molecule: messenger RNA, 1071 nt
Organism: Cutaneotrichosporon cavernicola
Lineage: Eukaryota; Fungi; Basidiomycota; Tremellomycetes; Trichosporonales; Trichosporonaceae
Gene: RFC5
Exons: 8
Coding region: 1-1071 (356 amino acids)
Biological process (GO): DNA-templated DNA replication; DNA repair
Cellular component (GO): Rad17 RFC-like complex; Elg1 RFC-like complex; nucleus
Molecular function (GO): DNA binding; DNA clamp loader activity; ATP hydrolysis activity
Source: RefSeq, a predicted model, not a curated record